This is a messenger RNA of Xenopus laevis (African clawed frog), 3038 nucleotides long. RefSeq names its product homeobox B1 L homeolog (gene hoxb1.L). The transcript is spliced from 2 exons. Gene Ontology annotation, molecular function: sequence-specific DNA binding; DNA-binding transcription factor activity; DNA-binding transcription factor activity, RNA polymerase II-specific. The record is from RefSeq and is a predicted model, not a curated record. Gene Ontology annotation, biological process: regulation of DNA-templated transcription; regulation of transcription by RNA polymerase II. Gene Ontology annotation, cellular component: nucleus. NCBI's taxonomy places the organism in Eukaryota, Metazoa, Chordata, Amphibia, Anura, Pipidae. Bases 1534 to 2451 code for a protein of 305 amino acids.
UCUUACUCUUUAGAGAAGUACAUGAAGAUUGAUGAAGAUGUAUUGAUUGGAAAAAACACAAUAAAUAAAAAGAAAACAAAAAGAUUAUAUAUAUAAAUGUUUAAAGGUUAUCCCAGGCCUAUUAUGAUGUGGUUCAGCCCCUUUCUAAUAUGGACAAUUCGAUUUAGAUUUAGAUCAGAUUGGGGAAACCCUGUAAAGGAAUCAUCCGACAACAAUUGAGCAGCCUCGCUAGUUAUAAGCAAAUGAAUGUGAUUCCCAAAUGCUGGAUUCCAGGAGAAAUAUUCCAUUAUAGUUGCGUCUCCCCCCUCUACACAGACAGAGCGAACGAAUGUCAAACAAUAAAGUGAAAACUGCAGAGCCAGAGUCAGAACUUACAUAUGGAAACCAUUUAAAUACCAGGGCGCACUUUAUAUUAAAUUAGCGGCAUAUUUAUAUUAAAUUAACGGCAAUCCUUAUUCCAGUGGCUGUCAUUGGGGAAAUUGGGGCUCUUGAUUGCCGCUAUAACUGUGAAGCACAGUUUGUUCCUUAAUGUCCUAUCUUGUAAUAAAAGUAAAAUAAGGCCCCACUGUUUAAAAAAGGGGGUCGGUGACCCUAGUUACAAUCAUUUGACAUCACAAAUACAGAAGUUAAAAGCUGCAGCUCCCCUGGGAUCCAUAAGGGUCCUGAGAUUUAGCAGUGUUGUUAGUGUAUAUUCUGACAAGUUUUACUAAUGAGGGUGGGCGUCAUAUUGUUACUUGCUCUUGUCCCCUCUGUUGUAACAAGUAAAUAAAUGGUGUUACUUACCCGCUUUCUAUUUAACACAAGGAGUGUGUGGGAGAGACUCAUUUCCCAAUCUUCUCCUUCCAACAAAGACAUUACAGAAAGGCAGACAACUCGUUACUAUAUUAAAUGCCCCCACAUUAAUCAAAGAGCCGCCGGGAAAAAAAAAACCCGACAAAUACCCGAAACGUUGUCUGCGGCCAUUUCGAGCCUUUAGCAGAGUAUUUAUUGUUUAAAAUGAAUUAUUUCGAUUAAUUCCAAACGAAAUUAUAUUUCUCUAUUUCGUUUUGCACUGAUGACGGGGGUCCCAAUCUACAUUUGGAUGUUCUGCUAAAAACUCUGCCAGAUGGAGCCCCAGUUAAAAAAGAAACAUUUCAAUGAAACAGGGUUUUCAUCUAAUUUCUUUUGGCUUGAGGUCUUUUUUACACUUAAAAAAAAAAAAAGAAAAGAGAAAUCCUGAAUAAUUCCUGGAGAAGAAGAAAGAUUCUGGUGGUAACUUGUCGUUAUCAGAUUGAUGGGUUGGGUUUGAUUGAAGUCUCUUUGUCAUGCAAAUGUCACUGGGGCAUGAUGGAUGGGGCCCCAGAUAUCUGACAAGCUUCAGGAGCUCCACAGCCAUUGGUCCCUAGAGAAUCACGUGGGCUGUGGGUGAGAGACAGAGGGGUUUGAAUCCUGGCAAGGCAUGGAUGGAAGUUUACAGAUUUGACAUACUACCUAAAGGUUGUAGGGCAGAAGGAAACCCUGGAAAACAGGUUGACCCUCCUCCAUCACUGGCAGAUGGACAAUACCAGAAUGAGUUCCUUUCUGGACUAUGCAAUUUGUAACCGUGGGACGAGCGCCUACUCACCCAGAGGAUUCCAUCAUUUUGACCAAGGGACCCCACCAGCCUUCCCUGCUUGCCCCAGUGCCAAUGACAUUUAUAAUGGGGAUGGAAGGUUUGUUGUUGGAGGGGGAAGUGGUUCCAUCCCAAACAAUCUCCACCAGCAGAACCCCAGUUACCCUCACCAGCCCAACGCUGGAGUCCCCUAUACCAACUCCUUAACAAGUUACACCCCACAAACUUGCAACCAGCCUUAUGGACACCAGGCAUAUGCCAGCCAAGAAGCAGAUGACAUCUAUUAUCAACAGUCAGCCUACUGCUCCAACACUGGACCCAACUCCAACUCUUUUUCUGAUGGCUACUGUGGGGCUGUACCAGGUCCUGCCCAGUACCAAGAGAACCCUUAUGGGCAGGAGCACCAAGGACUGAUCCAAGCCUACAACAACCCUCCAUCUAUACUGCAUGAGGAGAAGGAGCCCUCCUGCCCUCCAGAUCAAGCUCUACCCAACCACACGUUUGACUGGAUGAGAGUAAAGAGAAAUCCUCCCAAGACAACCAAACCAAUGGACUAUGGACCCAGUGCCCAACAGAACAUCAUCAGGACCAACUUUACGACCAAACAGCUGACAGAGCUGGAGAAGGAAUUCCAUUUUAACAAGUACUUGACUCGGGCCAGGAGAGUGGAGAUCGCCGCCACUCUAGAACUGAAUGAAACCCAAGUGAAAAUCUGGUUCCAGAACCGGAGAAUGAAGCAGAAAAAACGAGAAAGAGAAGGACUGGCCCCGGGUGCCAUGAAGGGCCCCAUGAAAGAGAAUGGGGAGUCUUCCGACCUGUCCAGUUCAACAUCUCCAGAUGCCUCUCCCAACUCAGUGUAGCCUCAUGCAAUGGACAUAAAGAAAAGAACACAUAGAUGUUGUACAUAUUUUAUUUUCUUCUACAGAUUCCUUCCUAUUUAUUUACAACAUUAGUCGGACCACAAGGAAAGUGCGGCAGUACCCCACACUCUCAGGGAACUUCACAUUUCAGGGGACACUUGGACAACUACCCACGAGCUCCUGUGUAACCCACGUGUGGCCUAUUUAUCCUUAUUCCCCUAUGUGGGAGUAUACAUUGUUCUCUGUCUUAGAAGCUCAGUCUCUGGCAUAUUUAUAUUUGUAAUUAUAUCACUAUUGUUAUAGGGUUUCUUCAGAUUUGUUUUGAAUCUUGGAACAAGAGACAGUUAGAGGAAAAAUACCAUUAUUAUUUUAAAACGAUUUCAGUGUUGGACCCACACUAUACUGGAAUUGUUGGUUAUAUAUAGGCUGUUUGUAGGGUAUUCCAAGCACCAUAACCCACCAUAGACACAGCAGUCUUAUAGUAGUCUAUGGGAAGGGAGUAUAGUAGGGAGAGAGAGUAACAGUGUGACUGUGGGAUAGCAGGUAUAGUAGGGAGAGAUGGUGCCUAUAGUAACAGUGGAUAAUAG